AUGCAGACAGAGAGUGGCAGAGUGCAGGGAGGAGUGGAGGAAGACGCGGUGGCUGCCAGAAAGGAAGAGGCGCUGGACGACGACGGCUGGACGGGGCUCGACGAUGGAGGACGAAGGGGCAUUCAAAGAACUUCCAUAGAGGAGAAAGACGCAGCGUUUGCCGAGUUGAGUGUCACCGCCACACAUCACUCACCACUCACCACUGACCGUCGCUCCUCUUUGCCUUCCUGCACUGAUCGUCGCUGCGCUGCCCAUACCAUUGUUGAUCUCUGCACUUCUCGUCGUCCUCUCUGUGCUCACGUCGUCAAUAAGCUACUGAAACUUAAGGCAAUGAAAGAAUCUGUUUCAACAAAACCUGCUAUCUUUGCCAUGUCUAACCCUACCAUGAAUGUUGAGUGCACUGCUAUUGAUGCUUUUAAGCAUGCCGGAGGAGAUAUCGUAUUUGGAAGUGAAAACCCUUUCGAAAAUGUAUAUAUUAGUAAUGGAAAAGUGGGUCAUGUAAAUCAAGCCAACAUGUAUUUGUUCCUAGGUCUUUUAUUUUAAACUUUCUAUUUUUGAAUUGAUCUAGGAUCACUUUUGUUAGGUGCUCGGCUAAUAACAGAUGGAAUGUUACAGGCUGCUGCUGAAUGCCUUGCUUCAUACAUGUUAGAGGAAGAUAUCUCAAAAGGAAUCCUGUAUCCAUCCGUUGAUAGCAUUCGAAAUGUAACAACAGAGGUUGGUGCUACUAUUUUUCGAGCAGCAGUUGAAGACAACUUGGCAGAAGAGCAUGGUGAUGUAGGGCCCAAGGAACUUGCAAAGAUGUCAAAAGAGGAGACAGUGGAGUACGUCGCAAGAAAUAUGUGGUACCCUGUGUAUUCUUCUCUUGUUCAUGAAAAAUAG
Messenger RNA from Arachis stenosperma, 879 nucleotides. RefSeq names its product NAD-dependent malic enzyme 2, mitochondrial-like. The record is from RefSeq and is a predicted model, not a curated record. Gene Ontology annotation, molecular function: malate dehydrogenase (decarboxylating) (NAD+) activity; NAD binding. Gene Ontology annotation, biological process: pyruvate metabolic process; malate metabolic process. NCBI's taxonomy places the organism in Eukaryota, Viridiplantae, Streptophyta, Magnoliopsida, Fabales, Fabaceae. The transcript is spliced from 9 exons. Gene Ontology annotation, cellular component: mitochondrion.